This is a messenger RNA of Carcharodon carcharias (great white shark), 1437 nucleotides long. Its product is annotated as HLA class II histocompatibility antigen, DR beta 4 chain-like. Gene Ontology annotation, biological process: positive regulation of T cell activation; peptide antigen assembly with MHC class II protein complex; antigen processing and presentation of exogenous peptide antigen via MHC class II. The record is from RefSeq and is a predicted model, not a curated record. NCBI's taxonomy places the organism in Eukaryota, Metazoa, Chordata, Chondrichthyes, Lamniformes, Lamnidae. Gene Ontology annotation, cellular component: MHC class II protein complex. Bases 142 to 993 code for a protein of 283 amino acids. The transcript has 6 exons. Gene Ontology annotation, molecular function: MHC class II protein complex binding.
UGCAAGUGCAUUCUCGGAGCGAGGAACUUCCUUGAAGCCCCUCGAAGUUGCUGGAGCUCCUGCGGGAGAGCAGUGAGACCCCUCGGAUCCGGAUCUAAACACCACCCCUCCCCCCGCCUUUGCAACCCUCCCCUCAUCGGGAUGAUUGGAGUCUUCGUCCUCCUAGUGUCUGUACUCUUCCAGACCUUGGGGGCACACAUGUUGCAGGCACAGUUCUCCAUCGAAAAAUCUCAUCACGCAGCAGUUAGCCUGAGGUUUGCUUAUGACGGAACAGAAGUAAUCCAGUUCAACUACACCACCAAUCAGUUCAUGGCCACCGAGCCGCUGGCAAAGUCUUUCGCUGAGCAACUUAACAGCGACCAGAAGAAGGUCAGAAGGUACAUUCGCUAUGGCUCCUUCGCAAAUCUGGUGUCAGAUGUGGUUUUACGGGCCGCUCGCCAACUGAUCGCCAAGCCUUCUGUCAACAUAACCGCCCACCGCUUACACAGCGGAAAAGACCCCUUACAUCUGAUCUGCAACGUGAAUGGAUUUUAUCCAAGAGGCAUAAAUGCAACCUGGCUGUGCAAUGGUGAUGCUUUCGAGCAGGAGGUGUUGAGAAGCAGAAUUUUACCAAACACGGACGGGACAUUCCAGGUUUUGUUCCAGAUCAGCAUUGCUCCCCGGAGCAGCGACACCUACACCUGCCAAGUGGAGCACAGUAGCAGCCCCGACAAACUAACAGCAAUUUGGGCUCCUAAGAUGAAAAGCUGGCCGACUUACGGAUACGUGACCGGGAUAGUAUUCAUGAUACUUGGAAUCAUAGCCCUGGUUGGAGGGAUCUGCAGGUGGAGAGGGCUCCAUGCCUGUGGCUCACAACCUGAACCGAACCAGAGUCAAGUCAACACGCAUUCCGAUGCGUAUUCCUCUAACACGGAUUUAGGAGUGUGGACACAGGGGGAGGCUAAUCACCUCUAUGUGGAAAGUGAACGGACUCCCAGCCCCAUACCCAAUUGAAACGGACCAUCAAACUCGGAACUCCCAACUCUUCCCAGCCCCCGGAUAUCUGGAGACUAAGAGACGUCGGCUGAAUCUGCCUCCACUCACCUUCCGAAAGAGCGUGUCCUGUGGAACCGAGAGUCGGAAUUCAGUCCAAUCGAUCACUUCAGAGACUGACUCAGAGGAGCUGACUCUGCGAUACAAUCCACCACUGGUUUAGUCUGUUUAUUUAACUCUUACUGCUCCAGGCUUUGUUAACCUGCGAGAAAAAAACUCAUGGCUACUGUUCCACCCUUAUUGAAUUGAUAUCAUUCUCACGUGGCUCCUGCUUGUAGUUACUCCGACCAGGAGAUCUGCCACCGUCACUUGUUACUUUCUGGAUUGUUAAAAUACAUGAACGAGAAUUAUAAAUGGAAAUGAAAUAUACAAAAACAUAGGAACCAAAUAAACUUUAAUAGAAAA